This is a messenger RNA of Phialemonium atrogriseum, 1271 nucleotides long. RefSeq names its product glycosyl hydrolase family 61-domain-containing protein. The transcript has a single exon. The coding region runs from base 366 to 1271 and encodes 301 amino acids. Lineage: Eukaryota; Fungi; Ascomycota; Sordariomycetes; Cephalothecales; Cephalothecaceae. The record is from RefSeq and is a predicted model, not a curated record.
AUUUUAAUUAACAUCUCUAUCUACUCAUGAACACGCAAUCUAAAUUAUGCCUAGUUCAUCAAGACUACCGACGAAGCGGAACUACCACCAUACCGUCCACACGAUGGCCAGCUCGUAGGCAGCCCUGAGGCACAACCUCAGGGGCAGGAAGAGAGGAACACAUUCGAGUAUAAAGUCCUGUCAGUCCGACCUCGAUAUCCGUCAAUCUUGUCUCUCGUCAUCAGUCACUUCUCCCUUCACUCGCAGGUCGCUUCCAUUCUCCAGGACAGUCGCUGCGCGAUCCUCAAUAUAUUCCAGCAAGAUUUUAAGAUACCCCUUUAUUUCAAUCUUCUGUACUUCUCCAGCAUCAGGUAGAAACCGCCAACAUGCAUUUCACCAGCGCAACCGUUCUCGCCCUGGCCGGCAUUGCCAGCGCACACACACACAUGUUCAGCGUCUGGGUCAACGGCGAGGACCAGGGCGACGGGCGCGGCAAAUACAUCCGCUCGCCCCCCAACAACAGCCCCAUCACGGACCUCACCCUUCCCGCCGUCGCCUGCAACGUCAAGGGCGGCGAGGCAGUCCCGGAAUUCGUCACCGCCGCCGCCGGCGACAGCCUCACCUUUGAGUGGUACCACGACGCCCGGGGCGACGACAUCAUCGCCGAGUCGCACAAGGGGCCCAUCAUCACCUACAUCGCCGAGUACACCGAGUCGGACGGCUCCGACGCCGGCUGGACCAAGAUCUCGCAGGACGGCCUCGACGGCGACCAGUGGGCCGUCGACAGGCUCAUCGCCGCCCAGGGCAAGUGGGACUUCCGGCUGCCCGCCUCGCUCAAGGCGGGGAAGUACCUGAUCCGCCAGGAGGUCAUCGGCCUGCACGAGGCCGACGUCGCCUACAGCGAAGACCCCGCCCGCGGCGCACAACUGUACCCCAGCUGCGUCCAGGUCGAGGUCACGGGCGGCGGCGCCAACGUGCCGGACCAGGGCUUCAGCUUCGCGACGGGAUACACCGACCAGACCCCCGGGAUCGUCUUCAACAUCUACCCCGACGAGGACGAGGACGGGGAGGACGGGGAGGACGGCGAGGGGGGCGGCGAGGGGGACGGCGAGGGUGCCGGGGACGAGUCGGCGAACAGGCGCGUCCGCGCCGCUGCGCCGUUGGGAGAGUACAACAUCCCCGGCCCCGAGCUGUGGACCGAGGCUGCCCCUGGAUCCGGCUCCGGUUCCGGCGGGAAUGCUACUGGCACUCGCAGCCUCCGCAUCAAGGGCCGUGCUGUCGUUCGGGUUUAG